AUGUGGAAAGGGUUUCAAUCGCCACUCAACCUUAAAAGACAUCAGAAAGUCCACAGUGAGGAGAAACCAUAUACCUGUUUAGAGUGUGGAAAGGCCUUCACUAGCAGAUCAAGCCUUGUAUAUCAUAAAAAAAUCCACACAGGGGAGAAACCAUAUACCUGUUUUGAGUGUGGAAAGGCCUUCACUAGCAGCUCAGGCCUUGCAAUGCAUCAAAAAAUCCACACAGGGGAGAAGCCAUAUAAAUGUUUGGAGUGCGGAAUGAGCUUCGCUCAUGGCUCAAGUCUUACAUUGCAUCAAAGAAUUCACACUGGGGAGAAAUCUUAUAAAUGUUUGGAGUGCGGAAGGAGCUUUGCUCACAGUGUUAGCCUUACUACACAUAAGAGAACCCACACAGGGGAGAAACCAUAUAAAUGCUUGGAAUGUGGAAAGUGCUUCAGCCAGAGUUCACACCUUAGUUCACAUAAGAGAACUCACACUGGUGAGAAGCCGUAUAAAUGCUUUGAGUGUGGGAAGAGCUUCAGUCAUAGUUCACAUCUUACUGUGCAUGAGCGAAUCCAUACAGGGGAAAAACCAUAUAAAUGUGUGACAUGUGGAAAGAGCUUUAGUAACUCCACAUCACUUGUUAUCCACCGCAGAAUCCAUUCAGAAGAGAAGCCAUAUAAGUGCUUUGAGUGUGGAAAGAGCUUCCGGCAUGGUACAGGCCUUCAUAAACAUCAAAAAAUUCACAGAGGUGAAAAACCGUAUGCAUGUUUUGAGUGUGGAAAGAGCUUCACUCACAGAUCACAGCUUAAAUGUCAUCAAAGAAUUCACACAGGGGUGAAACCAUAUACCUGUUUUGAGUGUGGAAAGAACUUCACUGAAAGCUCAAGCCUUAGAUCUCAUCACAAAGUUCACACAGGGGAGAAACGAUAUAAAUGUUUGGACUGUGGAAAGAGAUUUGCACAUGGAUCUGGCCUUACUUCUCAUAAAAGAAUUCACACAGGGGAGAAACCAUAUAUAUGUUUGGAGUGUGGAAAGAGAUUUGCACAGGGAUCUGCCCUUACUUCUCAUAAAAGAACUCACACAGGGGAGAAACCAUAUAAAUGUUUGGAGUGUGGAAAGAGAUUUGCACAUGGAUCUACGCUUACUUCUCAUAAAAGAACUCACAUGGGAUAAACCAUAUAUAUACUUGGAAUGUGGGAAAAGAUUUGGUCAGAUUUCGCAUCUCAUUUUGCAUAAGUGAAUCAAGAUGGGGAAAAUAUUUCGAUUCUUGUAAUGAGGAAAGCACUUUAAGUGGAGCACCGCUAAUUUGCAAGAUAUAGGUUUAUUGGAUUUGGAGGGACAUAAUAACCGUUGGGCUUGGCACCCUUAUUGAAUUUAUGGAAAGGCAAAAAUACACAGAGAUUUCUCAAAUCAUAUUAUAAGGAGAUCACUUCUUAAAGUUUGGGAGAAAUACAAAGAUCGGUUGGAGCCUAAAAUCCCGUGGUGGGCCUCUCCAAGCAGAGGCCACAGUGGUGAAGGAAAAAAAUACGUUGUGAAAUUGGCCUACUUAUAAAA
Messenger RNA from Podarcis muralis (Common wall lizard), 1536 nucleotides. The record is from RefSeq and is a predicted model, not a curated record. NCBI's taxonomy places the organism in Eukaryota, Metazoa, Chordata, Lepidosauria, Squamata, Lacertidae.